Molecule: messenger RNA, 2179 nt
Organism: Tripterygium wilfordii
Lineage: Eukaryota; Viridiplantae; Streptophyta; Magnoliopsida; Celastrales; Celastraceae
Product: abhydrolase domain-containing protein abhd-5.1
Exons: 6
Coding region: 32-1597 (521 amino acids)
Cellular component (GO): chloroplast envelope
Source: RefSeq, a predicted model, not a curated record
UUUUUUUUUUUUUUGUUUUAAGAUAAACAACAUGUCGUUUUCUCCAACAGAUGAAAUAGAGCGUCAACGGAAACUAGAUCAGGCUCUCUCGCUGUUGCCACUGAUGAGCGGGGUAGCCGUGUGUCCGCUGCUGCAGCAGAGGUCAAUCUUCCUUACUCCUGCGGAUACUGGUUUCUCCAAAUGCCAUGGCAGAAUCCCAGCAACAACCAACUCCAAGCGCCACAACAACUUCAGCUCUUUUUCACGGCAGUGGCACCAUCUCACAAAUACAAACUCCAAAUACCUCCAAUUUACUUCUAACGCUUCAGUCAGCGGCUCUGCUGGAGAUUACUCGGAGCAAUUGUUGGAUACAAAUAAAAAGCAGCAGAAAAGCAAGAGUGUUGCAGGCGUUGAGCAAGAUGAACUACUGGAUCCAGCACAUUUAGCUGAUCCAGACAGUUGCUUUUGUGAGUUCCAAGGGUUGCAGAUACACCACAAGGUAUAUGAUCCAGAAUUACAACAGGAUAACUCAUUGUCUACUGAAACAUCUCAUCCUACUAUAGAGAAGAAGCUCGGUCUUCCCUUGAUCUUACUACAUGGCUUUGGAGCAUCGGUUUUUUCCUGGAGUCGGGUUAUGAAGCCUUUGGCUGAGGCCACUGGUUCCAAAGUCCUAGCGUUCGACAGACCAGCUUUUGGGUUGACAUCAAGGGUAGAAUUCUUCCAAUCAUCCACAGCUACUGAGCAUGGAAAACCAACCUUGAAUCCCUACUCCACGGCCUUCUCUGUUCUUGCCACAUUGUACUUUGUUGAUUUCUUGGGUGCUGAGAAGGCAGUUCUAGUGGGGCAUUCUGCUGGUUCUCUUGUAGCAGUUGAUUCAUAUUUUGAAGCUCCAGAACACGUUGCUGCUCUCAUCCUUGUUGCCCCAGCAAUUCUUGCCCCAAUUGGUGUACGUAAGGCUGUUGAUGGCAAUAAGUCGAGAGCAGAUAAUGAAAGUGAAAGAGACAAAGCAAAUUCAUCUACUCUGCACAAGUCAUUUCACAAGCUUUUUGGGAGUAUACUGAAGUUUACCAAAUAUAUUGCACAAGCAAUAAUGCAAAUGGUGAAGGGAAUGGCAUACAUGUUUAACUCUUUGUAUAAGAAAGCACUAGCUGCAAUUCUGAGAUCUGCCUUUGCUGUUACACUGGUAAGAAUGAUAAUGGAUAAGUUUGGCAUGGCUGCCAUAAGGAAUGCAUGGUACGAUCGCAAUCAAAUAACGGAACAUGUCUUAAAUGGUUACACAAAGCCACUGAGGGUUAAGGGUUGGGACAAAGCUCUUGUGGAAUUCACUGCAUCAAUGAUUUUGAGCACUGAAUCUGAAUCAAAGCCACCACUUGCAAAAAGACUCCAUGAAAUCUCAUGUCCUGUUCUGAUUGUUACGGGUGAUACUGAUCGACUUGUUCCUUCUUGGAAUUCUGUGAAACUUUCACAAGCCAUACCUGGAUCUUGCCUCGAAGUAAUUAAGCAUUGUGGCCACUUGCCUCAUGAAGAGAAAGUGGAAGAGUUUGUUUCAGUUGUUCAAAAGUUUCUACAAAGAUCUUUUGGUGAUUCAAGAGAACUGAGCUUGCAAGCAGCAGUUUAAAGUCUAUAUGCUGCAUAUACUAGUAAACAACACCGAUGCACAAAGCUCUCGUAGUGGGCGGGGUCGAGGACUAUGACAAGAUGUACGCAGACUUUACCCCACAUAAUAUGUGGCCUAGUGCUAGAGUUGUAGGGGUGUAACUUAAAGGUUCCAAGUUCAAUUCUUAGAAACAGGCUCUCAACAUAUUAUGUGGGGGAAAGUUUUGCUUACAUCUUACCUACCCCCGACCCUGCACGCUGCACAAGUGUUGUUUACUUUUAUGCUGCAUAUACUGCGCUCUAACUUAUGUCUAAAAGCUAACUGGUUGGUUUUGUCACACGACAACAAAAUCUAGAGCAUACGCAAAUAUCAGCUUUCUUUAAGAUGUUGUGUCUUGGGUAUCUGUAUAGAGCUAGAAUAUAUACCAACCUGUCCACAUGAUGGCUUGAUAGUUGUUUUAUUGGCUCACAUUGUCCUCAAAAUGUAGGCUGGUUUAUCAACUAAUGUAUAUUGAUUUGUAUCUCUAUCCCUAUAUUGAUGAUGAGGGACAAACCACUAAUACUUGUAUUCAACAAAUACCAUUAUGCUUGUGACUAUUUUCCA